AUGAAGCCCUCCACUUGUCUGAGUGUUCUUGCGCUUCUGACCUCCAUUGUAGCAGACUUCACGGCCCUAACCCUAACCCCUUCCCAGUGUCCAAGUGGCACAUACAAGACCUUCGCCGAGAUCCCCGCUGCCGUAUCCGAUGCUUGGCUCGUUGUAGAAGCCGUGCCGGAGCAACUGCCUUUGAAGAUCAGCACAUUUGCAGAGGUCGAUCGCAAUGCGCCGGAUGACUGCAUCAUCGCCUCGAAUAAAUUAAUGACGGAUGGUGAAACGAGGGAAGAGUUGUUCGGCUUAUUGACCGACGUGCUGAAGAAAUGCGGUAUGAUCCCUGUUACGGCGAAACGGGAGUCAAUUUGGUGUCGGGAGAUCAUGUAUAUUCUGGCGGAAGAUGUCAGUGCCUCAGAGGAGAUUGAUCUUCUGUGGCAAAAUAUGUUCCAGCUUCCGUCUAGUUUACCGCCAUGCCGGCUGAUGGAUCAGGUUGGCCUGGAUACGGUGGCGUUCAUUGAGGACAAUUACGUCCAGGAGAGAGGACUAGACAGUCAUAUGACCGUUGACUGGCUGCGCAAGGAGUACAUCACGCCAGGAAAGCUGGGGCUUAAGAGUGGAAAGGUUGGAUUGUAUCCACACAAGCCUUUGGAGAAUGGGGUUAAUAAUGAAGAGACCGUGUACUUACUCGAUGUGGGUCUGGAUCCGGACAUUUCGCUCAUUCCAGCAGCUGGACGGAUUCUUAAAUUUAAGCCUAGUACGGGAAAGAUGACCUCCCUCGUUGAAGGGCAGUCAUUGCCGGAUGGAAUUGAUGUCUCGAGAACCGUGUCCCGAAUCUUCUGGACGAAUGAUGGGCCGUUCAACAUGCACACGCCGAAACAGCUGGCCAUUGAUGAUAUCAGGGUCAAGGGCUACUUCUGUGAUCGUGAAGGCAUGGGUGUGCACAGGGUCAACUUUGAUGGCACGAAUCAUGAGAUUCUGAUCCGUACUGGUUCUCUCAAUAAUCACGAGGAGAGAAAAGAUAUGACUUGGUGGUGUGUAGGCAUUACCUUGGACCUGAACAGAGUUUGUAUCUACUGGACGCAAAAAGGACCUAGCAAGAGUGGCCAGCGGCGGAUCUUUAGGGCUGGAAUUAACAUACCUGCUGGUCAGACGGCGGAAAGUCGAAAUGGCAUCGACUUAUUUUUGGAAGGGUUGCCAGAACCGAUUGAUCUGGAGCUGGAUGGGGAGAAUCAGUUGCUGUACUGGACCGAUCGCGGGGAGCAUCCAACUGGACGUUCAUUGAAUCGAGUAGAUGUUAGUGGAAGGGUUGAAAAAGUUGAGCUUCAGAGAAAGAAGGGAAUACUAGCGAGGCAGUUCCAUGAGUCUAUUGGGAUCGAAUUAGGCGAAGAGAAACGGGUAUAUGUGGCUGAUUUGGGAGGAAGUGUGUAUCGGGUGGAAGAUGGGAAGAAGGCUGUGAUGUGGCGGGAUGAUGGGUGUUAUACUGGCUGGCAAUUCUCUGACAAUCUUAAUAGAUACUGGCAUUAUAUAGAUCCUUCGCAGCACCUUUUAGCAUACGAGAAGGACAGAUUGAACAACAAUAUCAGCUCCAUUGACCUAACCAUAUUGCUACACAAAAUGGCCAUCGCCCGCGCCAAUUCCUGCAGUGACCCCAUUCUCCGCAUCUUCCUCCCGACCCUCACUGACUUCAGACCAUCUUCAUUAAGCACCGUAUCCAUGUACGCCGGCAAGAUGGAGUUCACUCUGAUCCCCUAUAGUGUCUCCUCUGCAGCUAGAUUCCUCUACAUAUGCGGCACGGCAGCCUUGGAGACGGCAUGA
Molecule: messenger RNA, 1800 nt
Organism: Aspergillus alliaceus
Lineage: Eukaryota; Fungi; Ascomycota; Eurotiomycetes; Eurotiales; Aspergillaceae
Exons: 6
Coding region: 1-1800 (599 amino acids)
Biological process (GO): fatty acid metabolic process
Molecular function (GO): oxidoreductase activity, acting on the CH-OH group of donors, NAD or NADP as acceptor; NAD+ binding
Source: RefSeq, a predicted model, not a curated record